UAAAAGUACCCAUUACUUAAACUGCAACAUGGAGGUUGCUUUAAAAAUAAUUCAAUAGUAAAGUAUAUUUUUCCAAGUAUUUUUUUUUUAGUAAUUGUUCUCCUACUGCAGUUCUUUUUGUAUAUUAUUGAUUAGUAAUACCUGGACAAACACCACAGACACAGAGAGAGAUUUUUGCUAUGUCAACACACUAACCACUUCUGCCACCAUGUGGUCCGUCAUUGUGCGUUUAAGUAAAUCAUUUGGUCGUCUUAGAUGUGACACUGAACUCCCUUCAAGUGGCCACGGAUCUAUAGUUUUUUAUGUUUCUGACCAUUUACUGUGCGAGUCUUCCUUUUUUUUAAUUGAAAACAAAACCUCAAUAUUUCUUCUCAAAUAAAGCCUUAAAAUUGCUUUUAUUAAUAAAUUAAAUAAAACAAAACCCAAAGUUGAGUGAAAACAUAAAAUAUCAGAUACUGGCCAUGAAUAAAAAAAAAUAAAUAAAAACUUGUAGAUCAGUAGCUAAAUUAAUCUAUUUAAAAAAACCCUUUCCUUCAGGGGUUAGCAGAGGAAAGAUUCCUAACAGGAAAACACAGGAAACUUUGUUGUCCCUCGGAGGGUGUGCUCUUUAAAAGUAAUUCCUUCUUCAGCCCCCACCUAUCUGCUGCGAGGGUUCAUAGGUCACUGUUGUCUCAUGUUUAUAAACAGUGAUCUGUCAACAGCCGUGAAGCGGGCUUGUAACCACACUCAACGUCUGCGGCUCAGCGUCUGAACGCCAUCGUUCACUCUUUGGCCUAUCUCAAUUUAACACGCCGCUCAUUCAGGGACACGUGGGGGGGACAAGAAGUGAAGGGGACGAUGCGAGUCCACAUCCACACCAAGUUCUGCUUCCUGUGUGUGCUCACGUUUCUCUUUCAUCAGUGCAACCAUUGUCACGCAGAAGGUCACGACCAUCAGCACAAUGGCCGCCACCACGCCGACCACAGCCAAGCCCACAGCGACCUGCAGAUUUCUGAAGCUCCCUACACCAAAGGAGCGACUCCUUCUCCUCAGUUCCAGGGUCCUCAAGGGGACACCCUAGAGGAGGAGCAACUCUACUACAUCCAGCAGCUGUUCAGGCGUUACGGUCAGAAGGACCGCCUGGAUUUCAAGGGUUUUCAGAGCUUGCUCUUGAGCUUGGGCCUGGGUGAAGUGAAGCUGGUGGAGGUGGAGCACGAAGACCUCGGUCACGACCACGUAGCCCACCUCGACGUGCUGGAUAUGCAGGAAGGACUUCACUCACACUCAUCCACCGACGAUGAUUACGAUCACGAUCACGAUCAUUCCCAUCACACGCCUGACUCCGAUCAUCUGCCCACGGAGCAAACUUCCACAGAGUGCAGCCAGACUGGUUCACCUUCAGUGGACGACCAUAAACACGACCAUAAACACGACCACAACCACGGUCAUGGUCAUGGUCAUGGUCAUGGUCAUGGUCAUGGUCAUGGUCACGGUCAUGGUCAUGGUCAUGGUCACAGACAUAGACAUGAUGUAGUAGCUCAUCACGACCAUGCCAAGGAUAAGGAUGGGAACCAUAAACAUUCUGAUGACCAUGAUCAUCAUAAUCACACUCACCAAACAGAGCACAAACAUGAUCACAAUGACACGGGUCCCCAACCUGAUGGUCAUUUUCACCAUGGCGACCAUGACAACCAUGACGACCAUGACAACCAUGGCAAGGACCAAAAUGACAUUCAGGGUUUACAGCCCAGGACAGACCCGCCCCCCAUUAACCAGGAGCAGCUGCCUUCAGUAAACCUGCCCGUCUCCCCGGCCCCCCCGGAGAAUCAGACGGAAAGUCGGACUAAGAAGCCCAGAAAUAGAGGACACCGAGGGCGCAACAAGACCACCUCCGUCGUACCCCAGUCUGACCACCAUGACCACAAACAUGGACAUGGACACAGCCAUUCCCACAGGGACAAGAGAGAAGCUCCGGCAGCACCGGCAGAGCCCACAGUGAUGGCCCCCCCGAUGCUGCCGGGACAUCCCAGUGGCUCAUCACACCAGCAUGAAGAGUGUUUGAAUCUGACCCAGCUCCUCGACUACUACGGUCUGAGUCCGCACUCGCUCAUCUCACCCAGCCAGUUCACCUACCUGUGCCCCGCCCUCCUCUACCAGAUCGAUAGUCGGGUCUGCAUCCGCCAUUACCACCAGAUGAACGUGGAGCAGGAGGCUUCGGAGAACAUCAGUGCUGUCUGGAUCUGGGGCUCGGGCUUCGUGUCCAUCACCAUCAUCAGCCUGCUCUCUCUGCUGGGCGUGGUUCUGGUGCCCAUCCUCAACCAAUCCUGCUUCAAGUUCCUGCUCACCUUCCUGGUGGCGCUGGCAGUGGGGACGCUGAGCGGGGACGCCCUCCUCCACCUGCUGCCCCACGUGAGUAGAACCAAGAGUAGAACCCAGAGUAGAACCCAGAGUAGAACCCAGAGUAGAACCCAGAGUAGAACCCAGAGUAGAACCAAGAGUAGAACCCAGAUUUGUGUCAACUUCCUGUUCAUCAUCGAACACUGCAUUGGCAUGUUCAAACACUACAAGGACCAGAGAAGCCUAAACAAAGCCAACAAGGAGGGGAUGAUCGGCAGGAAGUUGUCGGAUCACAAGUUAAGUCACCGCUCUGAUGGAGAGUGGCUCCACCUGAAGCCCCUGAAUGAAGACCCCGACGGCACGGCCGUGUCAUUUGACAACGGCUACAACGACACGCAGCUGACAGACCCACAGACUCCGGACUCUGCCGCCAACAGGACGCAGCAGGAACUGCAGUCACCCUCGAGGGAAAACGAACGCAAGGUCAAGAAGCAGGGUCAAUGACACUCGCACGGACACGGACACGGACACGGCGGGAACUGCCACUCGGACCAGGAGAUGAAGGACGCUGGGAUAGCCAGCAUCGCCUGGAUGGUCAUCAUGGGCGAUGGCAUGCACAACUUCAGCGACGGCCUGGCCAUAGGCGCGGCCUUCAGCGCCAACCUGACGGGAGGCAUCAGCACCUCGGUGGCCGUCUUCUGUCAUGAAUUACCUCAUGAACUCGGUGACUUCGCGGUGCUACUGAAGGCUGGGAUGUCAGUAAAACAGGCCAUCGUCUACAACCUGCUGUCCGCCCUCAUGGCCUACAUUGGCAUGAUGAUUGGCACGGCUGUGGGCCAGUACACUCACAAUGUCACCAACUGGAUCUUCGCCGUCACGGCCGGCAUGUUUCUAUAUGUGGCUCUGGUGGAUAUGCUUCCUGAAAUGCUCCACGGAGACAGUGAGGAGCACAAGCGCUGCCAGCUGGGCCACUUUGUCCUGCAGAACCUGGGCAUGUUGACCGGGUUCACCAUCAUGCUGCUCAUCGCCAUCUUUGAAGACCGCAUCGUCUUCGACUUCGGAUUCUAAGAGAAGAAGAAACCUGCUGAAAUGUCAAAAAAAAAAAAAAAAAAAAGCAGCGGUUCUUCAUCCACAUCUCGUGACUCGGCUUAGUGAUGUCUCCACUCGGCUCCACCGUCUCGUCCGCCUGUCAAUCAUCAUUAGUCUAUUUCCUGGGAACAAGGCUACAGUCGGACUGUACCUCUGCUCCAUCCCAUAAUAAUAAUUUAAAAAAAAAAAGCUGAGCUGUGAUUGGUCAGCUGCUGCUGACUCAGCUCAUGAUGUCAUCAUCAUCACCGUCACCUGUAAUGUCGUCCUUGUCCUGGUGGUGUCUCAUUCAUCCUGCUGUCGACUCCAUCAUCGCCUUCUGUCUCUAUCAUCAGACUAGUGGCGAGCCCCGGUCACUGCAGCCGCAGCCCGAGCUUCUGUCAGAGGUUCUCAGGUUGGAGAGUCAAACCAGGACGGAGCGGUGACCGGGUCAGAACUGAUCAGACUAGUUCUUUACUUAGUGAUCGAGUGGCGUUAAUAACACAGUGCCACACGGUGGUGGAGAAGAGUACUCUUCCACUUCCUCCACUGUCCUUCAGAUUCUCUGGACUGGUCAGUGUGAACGGCCGUUCACUCUAAAUUGACCGUUGGUGUGAAUGGUGUCUAUGAUCAGUGCUGUGAUUGGCUCUCAGCCCGCGAAGGUGAAAAAAUAACCAAACAAAAACAAACUUAAAAUCUUUGGAGCUUCCGCCGCAAGUCAACGAAUUGGUACCGAAUUAACAACUAAAUUACGCAAAGAAUAUUUAACGUGAGUUUUAUGAAACUAAAACCUGAUUAACAUCUAAAAACAGUUUGUUUGUUUUUUCAAUUUAAUUUCUUAAAACUGAAAAUCUUAGUUUUUUUUUUGGAGACCAGUCAGUAUUUUCAGGACAAUCAGUGUAGAACUGUAGUUUAUCGUAGUAUCGGUUCUAGGUGAAACGCAGUAUUUGGUUUGUUUAGGUUUUGUAGAACUGUCGUUCAGGUACUGUUGACCGACGACACGUUAGCUUGCUUGCUAGUAAACUAGCCGUCAUUUGUUUGACCAAUGAAGAUGGAGGAAAUUAAAUUAACCCUCGACCUACAUGACUUAGAGCGCCCUCUGCUGUGGCACUUGUUAACCACUUCAGACAAUCUAAGUGGGGUUUUUUUUUCUCUUUUAAAUAUUUGUAGUAAAUAUAAAAAAAUGAGGGACUUCUUCAAAUAUAAAUUGUCGGUUUUUCACCCAUCUGGAAUUUAAGCAAUUACGUUUGAAUGUAGUUGUUCGGAAAACUAGUCCACUGCUGUGACUUAGCGAUACACGACCGUUGGCUGCAACGUAGCCCAGUUCAGAAAUCCAAAUCCAAAUACUCUUGAGUAAAUAUUGCGUACAAAUUUAUGCCUUGAAGUUUUGCGUUAACAGAUUGCAGUGGGGUCGCGUUCUGUUGCCACGGUUGCCACGGUGAAGAACCCGUUCUGUUGUUGUUCCUCAGGAACGCUAACAAAGGCUGAGUCGUCACGUCGGUGCUGGUAUCACAAAGUACUGUAACCUCACAAGGUCCAAUCAGAACUCAGCACCUCAACAGAUCUGGUUCCCUCUGAUUUUUUUUUUUUUUUUUUCUCCCUCUUUUUUGACCACCGUAAUGGAACGGAAUGGAUGUCAGUCCUUAGUCCAGACCACGGAUCAGGUCGUGACCUGGUGUCUGAAGUGUUCCUUAUUUGUCUUAGAACUUUUUGACCUACCCUUCCUACCACAUAUUCAAAUUUAAAAUCAGCAUUCCUUACACCUGUCGUGUCAAUUCUUUUUUUAAUCAUCGUUUCAUUUUUUUUUUUUUUUUUUUUAUAUAAUCAGCAUUCCUCUCUGUCCGCGGUUCUGGACGGUCAUUGUCAUCAAAUGUGCCAAGUUUUGGAUCCAAGCGUGAGACUUCAGUGGCAGGUGCUUGACACUAACUACCCCGCGUCCCCCCUCCAUUUGCUUGCCCCCCCCCAACAUUCCGUUUGUUAAUGUGCUUAAAGUGCCGGCGUGCACAGAUUAACGCUCGUGUGUGUCUUUAUUUAUGCUGUCACUGUGUGACGUCCGUCGUCCACGUCUCUUGGUGGAUCGUUGUCAUUGGUCAGCUCACGGAGCUCAUGGAGUCAAACAGUAAUAACGUCGUGUUUAGUGUAAAAAACGUUUUUCUAGUUUUCUCUCAGUAUUGAAGAGUUUUUGUUAAUUUUUAAAUGAAGUGAACGUGAAGAGCGUUCGGAUCGUUUUAAACAUCGGGGACUCGCUGUCGGGUCGAAACUGAACUGUGAACGUAGAAGUGAGGAGGUGUUUACUGCUCACGGUACCAGAACUCCUCAAACCCAGAUGAACUCUCAGCUCCAUGGUCACAUGGUCUGCUGUUGAACUUGAAUUCUCGACCUGUGCCGUUCUCAAAGCUGCUCUUCAUUUGGAUCUUUCGAUUCUUCGGUUCUUUAUUUGAACCAAUGCUGUUUCUCUGCCACUGCUGUAAUUUAAUCACACUGUGGGGAGAUUCUGCUCUUCUAUGACGUGAGGCGGCCAAUCAGGAACCUUCUUUCUUUGCAGAACAACAAGAGCUGUCACGUGACGACGGUCCGUUUGUUCUCAGCUCUGCUUCAGACGUCUGUACAUUUGUCCAAUCAUCUGAAUAUGAAGUGUAUCAUGUGACAUUCAUGCUGUUUGCCUGUUGGUACGCCCCCUCUCCACUGAGGGGGGGGGGGAAUAAAAUCAGUGAAAAACUUCACUGGUGUCUGAGGA
Molecule: messenger RNA, 6118 nt
Organism: Cynoglossus semilaevis (tongue sole)
Lineage: Eukaryota; Metazoa; Chordata; Actinopteri; Pleuronectiformes; Cynoglossidae
Gene: slc39a10
Product: solute carrier family 39 member 10
Exons: 10
Biological process (GO): zinc ion import across plasma membrane; intracellular monoatomic cation homeostasis
Cellular component (GO): plasma membrane
Molecular function (GO): zinc ion transmembrane transporter activity; monoatomic cation:bicarbonate symporter activity
Source: RefSeq, a predicted model, not a curated record